GGCGCUGCUCGCGGCGGUUCCGGCGCGGCGUGAGGAGGCGGUGCGAUGGGGUCGCGGCCGGUCGUGCUGUUGCUUCUCUGCGCCCUCUGCCUCGCCCCGGCGCGGGGCUCUGAGGACAUCGUCGUGGGCUGCGGCGGCUUCGUCAAGUCCGACGUGGAGAUCAACUACUCCCUGAUCGAGAUAAAGUUAUACACAAAACAUGGUACUCUGAAGUACCAGACAGACUGCGCCCCAAACAAUGGGUAUUUCAUGAUUCCCCUCUAUGAUAAGGGGGAUUUCAUACUUAAGAUUGAGCCUCCUCUAGGGUGGAGUUUCGAACCAACCAGUGUAGACAUCCACGUGGAUGGCAUUAAUGACAUUUGCACAAAGGGAGGUGAUAUUAACUUUGUGUUCACGGGAUUUUCUGUGAACGGAAAGGUUCUCAGCAAAGGUCAGACAUUAGGUCCAGCUGGAGUCCAGGUUGUACUGAGAAAUGCUGGCAGUGACAUAAACAUGCAAACAACUGUUACCCAACCUGGAGGAAAGUUUGCGUUCUUUAAAGUGCUUCCUGGCGAAUAUGAGAUCUUUGCAUCUCAUCCUACCUGGAUGUUGAAAGAGUCGAACACGGUGGUACGGGUGAUGAGCUCUAAUGCUUAUGCUGCCAACCCUCUGAUUGUUGCUGGCUACAAUGUUUCUGGGUCAGUAAGGAGUGAUGGAGAACCAAUGAAAGGGGUCAUGUUUCUCCUUUUCUCUUCUUCUUCGGUCACUAAAGAGGAUGUUGUGGGCUGCAAUAUUUCUCCUGUGGAUGGAUUCCAGUCAAGAGAUGAGUCUCUAUCCUACCUGUGCAAUGUUGUAUCAAAAGAAGACGGAUCUUUCAGCUUUCUUUCUCUGCCAAGUGGGAAAUACACUGUGAUACCAUUCUACAGGGGAGAGAGAAUUACCUUUGAUGUUGCUCCAUCUAGGUUAGACUUCCUUGUAGAGCAUGACAGUUUACAAAUUGAGCCUGUUUUCCAUGUGAUGGGUUUCUCUGUCACGGGCAGGGUCUUGAAUGGUCCCGAAGGAGAAGGAGUUGCUGAUGCCACUGUGACUCUGAACAAUCAGAUUAAAGUAAAAACAAAAGCUGAUGGCUCUUUCCGCCUCGAGAACAUAACAACAGGUACAUACACAAUUCAUGCCAGGAAGGAGCAUCUCUUCUUUGAUACUAUUACAGUGAAGAUUGCACCAAAUACACCGCAGCUAGCGAACAUCGUUGCAACAGGAUUCAGUGUGUGUGGCCGGAUCUCAGUAACUCGUUUCCCUGACACGGUCAAACAGAUUAGUAAAUACAAGGUCACAAUGAUGCCUCAAGAAAAGGACAAAGCAUCAUUGGUUACAACAGAAACUGACCCUCAUGGAGCAUUUUGUUUUAAGGCCAAAUCGGGUACAUACAACGUUCAGGUAGUUAUUCCAGAGGCUGAGACCAGAGCAGGAUUGGCUUUGAAACCCAAAAUGUUCCCCGUUACUGUUACAGACAGACCAGUAAUGGAUGUGACCUUCUCUCAGUUUUUGGCAUCCAUCUCGGGGAAGGUCUCUUGUUUAGAUGCUUGUGGUGAUCUGAUGGUGACAUUACAGUCUGUGAGCCGCCAGGGUGAAAAACGCAACCUGCAGCUCUCUGGAAACAUGGACUCAGUGGCCUUCACAUUUGAAAAUGUACUACCUGGCAAGUACAAAGUAAGCAUUGUACAUGAAGACUGGUGCUGGAAGAAUAAGUCUUUGGAGUUGGAAGUCAUGGAGGAAGAUGUUUCAGGAGUAGAAUUCAGGCAGACUGGAUACAUGCUGAGGUGUUCUCUUUCUCAUGCAAUUACACUGGAAUUUUAUCAGGAUGGAAAUGGACCAGAGAACGUUGGUGUUUAUAACUUGUCCAAAGGAGUUAAUAGAUUCUGUCUUUCAAAGCCAGGUGUAUAUGAAGUGACUCCACGUUCCUGCCACCAAUUUGAACACGAGUACUACACCUAUGACACAUCCUCUCCUAGUAUACUGACGCUUACUGCGGUUCGACACCAUGUCCUUGGCACGAUUGUAACAGAUAAACUGAUGGAUGUGACUAUUACCAUUAAAUCAUCCAUUGAUAGUGAACCUGCCUUAGUUUUAGGGCCCUUGAAAUCUGUACAGGAGUUACGUAGGGAGCAGCAGCUGGCAGAGAUUGAGGCCCGCCGACAGGAGAGGGAGAAGAAGGGUCAAGAGGAGGAAGGAACCAAGCCACCAGUGCAAGAAAUGGUGGAGGAACUGCAAGGACCAUUCUUAUAUGAAUUUUCAUACUGGGCAAGGUCUGGAGAGAAAAUUACUGUGACACCGUCAUCAAAAGAGCUGCUUUUCUACCCACCUUAUGUGGAAACAGUUGUUAGUGGAGAGACUUGUCCUGGAAAGCUGAUAGAGAUUAAUGGAAAAGCAGGCUUGUUUCUGGAAGGGCGAAUUCAUCCUGAAUUGGAAGGUGUUGAGAUUGUCAUUGGUGAAAAGGGAGCAGCUUCCCCGCUCAUCACAGUUUUCACCGAUGACAAAGGUGCUUACAGUGUUGGGCCACUCCACAGUGACUUGGAGUAUACAGUUACUGCUCAGAAAGAAGGGUUUGUUUUGACUGCAGUAGAAGGAACAGUUGGGGACUUCAAAGCUUUUGCUCUUGCUGGAGUGACAUUUGAGAUCAAAUCAGAGGAUGACCAGGCUCUUGCUGGAGUUCUUUUGUCUCUGAGUGGAGGAGUGUUUCGGUCCAACCUCCUUACACAGGAUAACGGCAUGCUGACUUUUUCCAAUCUGAGCCCGGGACAGUAUUAUUUUAAACCCAUGAUGAAAGAGUUUCGCUUUGAACCGUCAUCACAAAUGAUUGAAGUGCAGGAAGGACAGAAUCUUAAAAUCCGGAUUACUGGUUACAGAACAGCUUACAGCUGCUAUGGCACAGUGUCUUCUUUAAAUGGAGAGCCUGAGCAAGGAGUCUCAGUAGAAGCUGUGGGCCAGAAGGAUUGUAGCAUCUACGGAGAAGACACGAUAACUGAUGAAGAGGGCAAGUUCAGGCUACGUGGCCUUCUGCCUGGCUGUGUGUAUCAUGUCCAACUCAAAGCCGAAGGCAACGAUCACAUCGAAAGAGCUUUACCACAGCAUCGCGCAAUUGAGGUUGGGAACAGUGACAUUGAUAAUGUUAAUAUUAUAGCAUUCCGGCAAAUUAAUCAGUUUGAUUUAAGUGGAAAUGUAAUUACAUCUUCUGAAUAUCUCUCCACAUUAUGUGUGAAGCUCUACAAAAGUGAAAAUCUUGACAACCCAAUUCAUACAGUCAACUUAGGCCUAUCGCUGUUUUUUCAUUUCCCACCACUGCUCCGAGAUGGAGAGAAUUAUGUGGUGCUCCUGGAUUCUUCGUUGUCUAAAUCACAGUACGAUUACACACUGCCUCAAGUCUCCUUCACUGCUAUUGGAUAUCAUAAACACAUUACACUGGUCUUUAGUCCCACUAGAAAGCUGCCUGAACAAGAUAUCGCCCAAGGGUCUUAUAUUGCGUUACCACUGACGCUGCUUCUUUUGUUGGCUGGUUACAACCAUGAUAAGCUUAUUCCCUUACUGCUACAGCUGACAACUCGACUGCAAGGAGUACGUGCUCUUGGACAGACAGGUUCUGACACUGGUGGCUCGGAGGAUGCAAAGAGACAAAUGAAAAAACAGAAGACAAGACGCACGUGAGGUGAAAGGCACGAUUGCAUGAAGUGGUGCUCUGUCAAACUGGAGCCUGAGGAAGCAAAGACACUAAAACGCAUUUUCGUUGAAUUUGCGGACUUCACAUUUUUGCUGUUGCUACAUGAGUGCCAUUUGUCACACCAACUCCAUUUUGGUUGUAAAUUUUCUAUGGAGUCUAUAGAUUUCCUUGUAAAAUAUGAAAUGAAUGCCUCUCUUGUCACUGUGAGUGCAUCUCCCAUACUUGAAGACAAUUCACGCGUUUUCAGUGGCACGUCAUGCUGUCUUCAUUAAUGAAUUGUAAAAGCAGUGCUAAUAAACUGCUUGACUUAAAUUUCAGUCUCAAGAUUUUGGAAUAAUUUUUCCUUAGGUUUUGAAAUGCCUACUUUACAGUAGCCGCAUGUAGGGAUUUUACUACAUCAGUGGUGCUUGGAACAAAGUUUUGAGGGACAUACAUGAACUGGUGAAUUAUCUCUUUGGUACUUCUAGUUCAGCAGCUUGAUUGAAGAGUCUGUCAUCUGCACAGCUGUGAUUUCAGUUCUUAUCCAAUGGUUAUGUUAACUUUGAUUAAAAUCAAGGUUUUGCCCGAUGAAGACAAAUGGUUAAUGUCAGGUAAGGCUGGUUGUUAUUGUCAGGUAAGUUCUGUUGAUCCUACUGCAACAGCAGUGUUUAAAUUGCAUUUUCAUAAACAGUGUGAUCUCUUUAGACCUUGUGUAUUCCUGAAGUGGCUCCAGCUGGUUGCACUAGUCUUUCCAAAGCUCUCCAGUGAUGUUGGUGAUACCCAUUCACCCGUGUGGCUGUCAUAUCCCGCUCGGGCCACGUGCAGCCUUUUUGCCCAUUGAUGACUAAUUUAAAUUUCUUUUUACUUUCUUUAAUGUUAAGAAACGUGAGCUUUUCAAAGUCUCCAGUGUGUACAGUCCCCACAAGGUUGUCUAUAAUAAAUAACUGCUUCUUACAGGCUAUUUUUUGAUUCUUGUUUGAAGUAGACAGUUGGAUGUACACAGUUUAAAUGUUAAUGGGGCUUUUUAUUGACAUAUAGUACAAAGGUUAAUAGAGCUUUUGAAAGAUGCACGUAAAUGCUUACACAUAUUGCAAAGACAGUGGUACUGCCAGUAAGUGGCAAUGUUUCUCUUUUGUUGUACUUGAUAUAAAGCCCCUUUACAUUUAAAUAUUUAAAGAUUACAAACCCUACUGUUCUUAGAAAUUUAGACACUAAAGCUUUAGGCUAUUUUUGUUGUUAUUUUGCAUUAGUAUGGUCCUAAAUAAUUAAAACUUAAUUGGUGAUCAUUCUAAUCUCUCUGAGGGAAAUUCUAUCUAGAUCAUAAUAAAAAAGAAUGUCAAUACCAUCUAUGUAUAGAGUUCAAGGUGAAGCUCUGAAAGUAUGCUUCCUACCUAAUGACCUUGAAUUUUAUAUUGCUGUGAUGAAAUAUUUGGGGAAAAGACAGAGUGUGGUAGGGUUUAACAAUAAAUUGUACAUUUUCAAUACGUCUUUAUUUCAAGCUGGUGGAUGUUAAGAAAGGUAUUGCUACUCUGGGGGAAUGUACGAGGCAGAAAUGCCUGUGUCCACGUGCCUUGAGAGGGCUACCAGAUAUUGUGACCUCGGAACUGUGGAACCUGCCGAUGAUUGACCUUAAACGUUGGAAAUGCUGUUAAUAAAAAGAAAACA
Messenger RNA from Cuculus canorus (common cuckoo), 5338 nucleotides. Its product is annotated as nodal modulator 3. Gene Ontology annotation, molecular function: carbohydrate binding. The record is from RefSeq and is a predicted model, not a curated record. Gene Ontology annotation, cellular component: endoplasmic reticulum membrane. NCBI's taxonomy places the organism in Eukaryota, Metazoa, Chordata, Aves, Cuculiformes, Cuculidae. The transcript is spliced from 31 exons. The coding region runs from base 46 to 3681 and encodes 1211 amino acids.